AUGGCUGAGGGGGCCCAGCCCAGAGGGGAAACCCAAGGCGCAGAAAUUACGAUCCAGAUUCAGCAGCCAACAGAGAGAAACCCGAGGACACCGGCCAGGCGGGACCCACACUCAGUGCUCAGGGUGUCCCAGCUACUGCUCAGGGCCAUCGCUGGCCACCGGAGGCUGACUCUGGCAGAGCUCAAGAAGGAGCUGGGAAAUGCUGGCUAUGAAGUGAGCCGGAAGAUCAACUGCCACGACAGGUCUGAGAGGGGUACGCUUCUGAGGGUCAGUGGCAGCAAUGCUGCAGGCUACUUCAGGGUCUGGAAGGUUACAAAACCGAGGAGAAAAGUGGGACAGUCCGGGCUGGUGAUGGGCCGCUGCUCUUCAAGGAAGACCCUGCCCCAAUCCCGAUCUCGAGCCCCGAGACCACGCAGACCCCGAUCGCGUCGCAAGGCAGCCAAGAAGGCCAGAGAAUGCUGGAGACACAAUUCUAGGACUUUGAAGGCAAAGUCCAGGAUAACCAGAUCAAUGGUUAGGACAAGAGUCAGGUCAAGGGCAAGGUCAAGGGCAAGGUCUAGAGUUAUGGACCACGUGUGUGCCAGGGCCCAGGAACAGGCUUGUGCCAGGGGCAAGGAACAGGCUUGUGCCAGGACCAGGACACAGGAGUGUGUCCAGGACCGGGAGCAGGAGUGCACAAACACCAGAGAAGAGGCCCAUAUGGGAACCAGGAUGCAAACCAGGGCCAGGGCCAGGGCAAUGGACAACAUCAGAGCAGGACCUUCAAGAGAAGACGGCAGGUCUCGAUCUAAAAAUGAGAGCCGGCCAAACUCGAAAUCCAGGGACAAGAAGAGGCAGGAACCUGAGAGGGUGGUAAAACGAACCAUCCAGAAACCAGCUGUGGCUAUAGUUAACAGUGUUUCCAACCUACAAGGAAAAGCACGCACCAAGGCUUCUGCGAAAAGCAACAGUCCUGGGUGCUCGAGGAAUCCUUAA
Molecule: messenger RNA, 975 nt
Organism: Microtus oregoni (creeping vole)
Lineage: Eukaryota; Metazoa; Chordata; Mammalia; Rodentia; Cricetidae
Product: testis-specific H1 histone-like
Exons: 1
Coding region: 1-975 (324 amino acids)
Source: RefSeq, a predicted model, not a curated record